This is a messenger RNA of Triplophysa dalaica, 2450 nucleotides long. It is a transcript of the gene igfbp5a, whose product is annotated as insulin-like growth factor binding protein 5a. Bases 430 to 1224 code for a protein of 264 amino acids. Gene Ontology annotation, molecular function: insulin-like growth factor I binding; fibronectin binding; insulin-like growth factor II binding. Lineage: Eukaryota; Metazoa; Chordata; Actinopteri; Cypriniformes; Nemacheilidae. The transcript has 4 exons. Gene Ontology annotation, biological process: regulation of insulin-like growth factor receptor signaling pathway. The record is from RefSeq and is a predicted model, not a curated record. Gene Ontology annotation, cellular component: extracellular region.
GACUGCACCAAAUUCAUGAAUGCACCGCAUCACGCCAGGAUCCGCCCAAGAAACAGCAGCACCUAUAAAUGAAGUGCACUCUCCUCCACCACUGUUCACGUAGGCAGGCAGCGAUUAACAGCAGCUCUCGUACGGAAAGAUCCUUCGCUUGUUUGCACUGAAGGACCUCGGACUGAAACAUCUGAUUUUAUAUUGAAUAUAGGGUUUGACAGGUAUUUCGUAUAGGUCUGUUGUUCUCCUUGGAUUUCUACUGAUCCAGUUGCAUCUCAGGACACAGGCUAUAGAUGACAGCAUUCUGUGCAUCAUUGGAUUGUAUUAAGUGGUGAGGGAAAAGGAGAGCGUUUGACAUUUUAACAACGAACUUCUUUGCUUUGACCAGGCGCAACAUUUAAAUAAAGGCAGGCUGAAUAGACACUUUACCUGACAACCAUGUUGGUAAGUUUUUGUGCUUUGAUGACAUUGAUAUGGGGACUGCCCAGCUGCUCUGCUUCUUUCGUGCCCUGCGAGCCGUGCGAUCAGAAGACGAUGUCUAUGUGUCCUCCCGUACCGGCUGGUUGUCAGGUGGUGAAGGAGCCCGGAUGCGGCUGCUGCUUGACCUGCGCGCUGACCAAAGGGCACGCGUGUGGAGUCUACACGGGCACAUGCGGAGAGGGAUUGCGCUGCUUGCCUCGGAACGGGGAGGAAAAACCACUUCAGGCGCUGCUUAACGGCAAAGGGGUUUGCAUGAACGAGAAAUCAUAUAAACCACAUAUUAUUCUAAAAGAUGUUGAGUCAAAGGACGACCGGGUUUCAGCGUUAAGAGAGGAUUUGCUUUCCCAGGCCAAGGUUCCAGUUUUCCCAAGAGACAACAUUAACAGCAAAAAAGCUCAGGCCAUGCAAAAAGACAAGACAAGACAGCAGUCUAAACUGAGGACCAUGGGCCAUGUGAAAUAUUCCCCUUUUGCUAUGGACAAACACCAGUCUGCGAUUGGUCCAUGCCGAAGGAAGCUAGAUGAAAUUGUCCAAAGGAUGAAGGACACCUCCAGAGUCAUGGCUCUUUCACUCUACCUGCCCAAUUGUGACAAAAAAGGCUUUUUCAAGCGCAAACAGUGUAAACCAUCCAGGGGGCGUAGACGGGGCAUCUGCUGGUGUGUGGAUAAGAAUGGAGUUCAAAUGCCAGGGACUGACUACAGCGGAGGUUACAUCCAGUGCAAAGACCUCGAGAACAACAGAAGCAACGAGUGAGACAAUUUGUUCACGUAUGACAGGGCCAUAGACUCACCAUUGUCUGCCAUAUUAGGUCAAUUGAGUGUCAUCCCUUAUUUUUAAACAUAUGUCCUAAUGACAGAAUCCGUCUAGACACUACCAUUCACAAGAAUCACUGCAAAGGUUGUAUGUUUUUAAAAUAAAUCAUGAAAGUAAUGAUACAUUAAACUCAUCAAGAAUCGCAGUCAAGAUAAUACGUUACAAAUGACUAUUUAUAUAAGAUACUGUAUAAUGGUGGGACUUUAUUUGUAAAUAUAAUCUCAUAAAUUAUAAAAAUUUAAUCUAUCUGUAAAUAUAUCAGAAUGAAGUGUUCCAAAGCUAUGUGUAAUAAAGAACUGUAAUAUGUUCAACAAACUUGGAACUACUUCAUAAAUUAUUAGGAAGUAAUAAACUUCUGAACAUAAAUCAGCCAAUAAAAUUGAAGCAUUUAACAACACUGUGGUAUACAUGUAAAAUUGAACAAACUUCAUUCUUGCUGGUUAAUAUUUUGUUCAUCUAAGAAUCUUAAUGGAGCUGUGCAGAGCUUUCCAACUGUUUAUUGAAAUAUUAUAUUUUAUUCUAUAGCACUUCUGUGGUGUGGUUGGCUUGUGGGUCUUUUUUUUACUUAUCAAACUGUUUUCAUAUGUAACAAAAAGAAUGAAAUAACAAUCAGCGGCAUGUGCGGCACAGUUAUACAAUAAGUAGCUCAGUGUUAAGGCCAUUGCAAUACUUUAUUGAAGAUUAACUUUGACCAUUGACCAAUCAGCAUCAAGAACAGUAAAUAUAUGUUUUAUAAUAAUUAGAGAUCCAUUGGUACUAAAUUUCUCCACCGAUAGGAGAUUUAACAAAGUGAUUGCUGCAGAUGUCAAUAGCCUUUCCGAAGAUUAAGUUAAUGUUUCUUAACUUUCUGAAUGUUAUUAAUAAUGAUCGGAUCAUCAAAAUAGCUUUUUUUCUGCAGAUACUGAUUAUUGGCUGAUAGAUCGGAGAAUCUCUAAAAAUAAUGUAUUUGACUGCUUUUUGAUCAGUUACUAGUUACCUUGGUAAACGGAAACAUCAGUUUAAUUGAAAAAACCCGAAAACGUUUUGCAAAAUGAUUCCAAAGGUCUGAAAAGUAGUGUAUGUAUCCAUGCACCUUUAAACACCUCAGACAAUUAGCACCAGUAAUCAAAUCCUGUAGUUAUCUUAAAAAUCACCUGUCACAAUAAAAUAAAUUGUGUUUUACUAUA